Strongylus vulgaris is the source of this 411-nucleotide messenger RNA. The record is from the annotation of a GenBank genome assembly. NCBI's taxonomy places the organism in Eukaryota, Metazoa, Nematoda, Chromadorea, Rhabditida, Strongylidae.
AUGGGUGGCGGAAGGAGCUAUCUCGUAAACUGGACACGAGGUGGUGAACGCACUGAUGGGAAAAACAUCGACCUCGAAUGGAGCAAGUUGGGCGGUGCCAGACGAGUGCUAACUGACACCCUCUCCUUGCAAGAGCUUAAAGCAAGUGACGAGAAGUUGUUAGGUAUAUUUGCCCCCUCGCACUUUCCCAUGUAUCUCCAAGAACAAUUGGAAGGGAAGAAAACAGUUCCUCGAUUAUCGGAAAUGACAGUGAAGGCGAUCGAACAAUUACAACAAAGCGAGGAAGGUUUUUUCCUCAUGGUGGAAGGCGGCAACAUCGACAUAGCAGAGCAUGACAGCCAUAUGCACCUUGCCUUCGGAGAAGUGUACGAGUUUGAAGAAGCCAUUCGAAAGGUUUGUUUUGGAAGUUGA